AUGUACGAAAUGGAGUCCCAACAAAUAAUCACGCGCGCCGACUUCAUCCACCCCUUCGACCACAUCGACAUCACCCAUAGCGACGCUAACAGCAUGGUGCACGCCGACAGCGUGCCGAUGCAGAAUGCGUUCCGCGAUAUCGUGAGCGAUGAGGGUUUUGAGGAGCCACUAAGGAGGACGCCGGAUCGCUUGGAUGAGCUCGAGGGUUUGGCAAGGACGAGAGAGGUCAGUCAAUGCGAGGUGCUGGGAAGAAUUCGGGGCGAUGUGCCGAUUGUGGAAUAUUGUGUCAAGAUUUGA
Parastagonospora nodorum SN15 is the source of this 297-nucleotide messenger RNA. RefSeq lists its product as hypothetical. Bases 1 to 297 code for a protein of 98 amino acids. The transcript is spliced from 2 exons. The record is from RefSeq and is a predicted model, not a curated record. NCBI's taxonomy places the organism in Eukaryota, Fungi, Ascomycota, Dothideomycetes, Pleosporales, Phaeosphaeriaceae.